AUGUAUAUGGUUAUAGAAGAGGGAAAUGAAAACGAGAAACCCCCCUACAGCUACGUUGCUCUCAUUGCUAUGGCCAUAGAAGCCUCGCCUGAAAAGCGGCUAACACUCAGUCAGAUCUAUAAGUUCAUCGACGCGAAGUUCCCUUACUAUCGCGCAGCCGACCCUAAACGCCGCCAAGGAUGGCAAAAUAGCAUUCGCCACAAUCUCUCACUUAAUGAUUGCUUUUUAAAGAGAGCCCAGUCACUGAAUAAAGUCAAAGCCUAUGAAAUGGAAUGCAUACUUUCGACCUGA
This is a messenger RNA of Strongylus vulgaris, 291 nucleotides long. The record is from the annotation of a GenBank genome assembly. Lineage: Eukaryota; Metazoa; Nematoda; Chromadorea; Rhabditida; Strongylidae.